Molecule: messenger RNA, 1227 nt
Organism: Eimeria acervulina
Lineage: Eukaryota; Apicomplexa; Conoidasida; Eucoccidiorida; Eimeriidae
Product: elongation factor ts, putative
Exons: 2
Coding region: 1-1227 (408 amino acids)
Biological process (GO): translational elongation
Molecular function (GO): translation elongation factor activity; protein binding
Source: RefSeq, a predicted model, not a curated record
AUGAGAUGCAUCACAGCAGGAGUAAGGACCGGCAGGGCCGAAGAUAGCGCAGCAGAUACAGGUAGCAAAAGGACUCCCCCAAAUGCCAAGACACUUGUGAAACAACUUAGGGAGCGCACAUCUGUCAGUAUGGGCCUGUGUAAACGGGCGCUGGAGGAGUCGAAUUGGGAUGAGGAAGAAGCUGUGGUAUAUCUAAGGAAGAGUGGCAUCGCCCGUGCAGCCAAAGCUGCCAGUCGCGAAGCUCGUGAAGGCGUCAUUGCUGUCUGUAGCUCAGCUGACGGAACUCAAUAUUCUGCAGUUGUAUUGAACUGCGAAACAGAUUUCGUGCAAAAAAACCCGAAGUUUGUUGCUUUUGCUGGCGCCCUUGCCGAGCAUUGCUGUUCAACUUUGCGGUCUACUGCCACCACCACAUCAGAGGCCUCUCAGAGUGACCUCGUUACGCAUGUGAAGAACUCAAUACCUUCAAAGAGACUUUCAAUGUGCGUUCAAAUGGACUCCACUACAGCUUCAGCGAGUUCCGUCAGUGAAUUGCUUGCGGAUUUGACGACGCAAUUCGGGGAGAAGGUCGAAGUUUCCGCGGUGGAGUGCAUUGAAAGCGGCGCAUCGUCCUGUGUUGGUGUGUACGUACACAACGAAGUCACGCCAGGCUCAGGUGUUGGAAGUGCAGCUGCUUUAGUGGAGCUUCGUUGGGCUCAACCUGAUACGUCCGCAACACACGCGACAGCCCUGCGUGAGCGGCUGUCUAAAUUUGCAAGGCUUAUGGCCAUGCAGGUUCUUGCGACGCGUCCAAAGUUCGUUGACCUGGACUCCAUGCCAAGUUCCGUUAUAGAGGAAGAGCGCUCAAUUGCCGAAGAGGCAACUGCAGCAGCAGCUGCUGCUGCAGCAGCAGGAACCAAGAGCGCCACAGGACCAAAGGAUCCGUCUCCCCCAGGAACCAAGGAAACAGCCUUCUCAAAAAUUGCUGCGCAACGAAUGCAGAGGUGGCUGGAGGAGCAGUGCCUUCUUUUUCAGGAGUUUCUGAUGAUGAAGCAACUGCAAACCGACGUUAUACCGCACGCGCAGCCAGAGGCAGCAACGAACAGCGGCGGCAACAGCAGCAAUGGAGAAAAAAGCAGUCAACCACAGAGGCCGAUCACUGUUGCAGGAGCCCUGCAGCUUGUAGAACAAAGCCUGGGCUGCAGGCUGACGGUAUCUCGCAUGCGUCUGAUUACUGUUGGGAGUCAGUGA